This is a messenger RNA of Tigriopus californicus, 2199 nucleotides long. RefSeq lists its product as uncharacterized. The coding region runs from base 104 to 2131 and encodes 675 amino acids. Lineage: Eukaryota; Metazoa; Arthropoda; Copepoda; Harpacticoida; Harpacticidae. The record is from RefSeq and is a predicted model, not a curated record. The transcript has 2 exons.
AUCGUCACAAGCCAGAUCAGAGGCAUCGAUAGCAUCCUUGAUGAAGAAUACUUCACAGACAACAAUAUCUCCGCCUGCCUAUCUUUUCUUUGCUCUCAAAUGAAUGCUGCUCUCUUUGAAGCCACCCAAAGCAAGACGAUACCAAGCAUCUCUCAUUUCUCUCGCCCUACAUUGGGAAAAUAUUUCCCCCACUCUGUAUAAACACCUUCUGAGAGACGGGUUGUUAUGCCUUCCUUCAAUUCGUUACUUGCGAAGAAUCUGCUCAUCGGUGAGCUUGGUAACAACUGGGUUACCCGAAACCACUCGAACUUAUCUCAGUGCCAGAUUUGAAGCACUAUCGGAUCGUGAGAAAAUCCUGGCUAUUCUGUUUGAUGAGGUGUAUGCCUCCCAAAAGGUCGAGUACCACCAAGGAAAGCUUCUGGGACUUGAAAAUGGGGACCCUACAAAAACAUUGCUCUGCUUCAUGGUUAAAUCAGUGGCAGGAAGUUUUCAUGAUGUGGUGGCCAUGGUCCCAGUGUCUAAGAAGAUUAGUGCUCAGGUCAUAGAAAAAUGGUAUCUCAAAGUAUUGAAGCUCGUUACAGAGCUAGGAUUUGACGUAGUGGCCACCAUCUCAGAUGCUCACUCGGCCAACCGAAAGUGUUUUGCUGACAUAUCAGGCGGAGAAAUGAUGGAAAGCAUUGCUAACCCAUUCAAGGAGGAGUCAAAAAUAUUCUUAAUGUUUGACUCGGUGCAUCUAUUCAAGAACAUUUAUAACAAUCUAGUGAACAAGAAGACCUUCCAGUGCCCACCAUUUGAUGGUAUUCCAAUGUCUGCCUCUUUUCAUCAUUUGCGAGAGCUGUAUCACCAGGAGUGUGCCAAUGCUGUGCGGUAUGCCUACAAGCUUUCAGAUAAAGUCUUGGGACCCAAGUCGAUUGAAGAGACCAAUGUCUUAUUGGCCGAUUCCUGUUUCCACGACUCAACCAUUCAAGCGCUCAAGUACUUUUCAAGACAUGGCAGAGAUCAUUGGAAAGAAACAGCGAAUUUUCUGGAGCUUAUCAGAGGAUUUUGGAAUCGUGUCAAUGUUAAAGACACUUAUGCUCAUGUGCGAUUAAGGGACGAUCGACGAAAGCCAAUAGAUUUUGAAAAUCAAGAUUCUCUGAACUUUCUCUCGGAAUUUGCGACGUGGAUUCGAGACUGGAAGGAUUCAAAACUGCCCGGCCUGACCAAGGAAACAUUUUUUGCAUUGAGUAAGACUGUGACAUCGCUCAUCGCCUUAUCACGAUAUCUCUUGUCAACAAGAAGGCUCUCGUAUGUUUUACCUGGCAAAAUCAAUUCCGACCCGCUAGAACGGCGGUUUUCAUGGUAUCGACAAUUAUCGGGUGGGAACUUCUUUUUAUCGGUGAGGCAGUUUCUUGAAGCGGAAAAGAAGAUACGAGUCGAGUCCCUGGUGAAGUAUUCUGGUUUGGAUCUGGUGGAUGUCCAAUGCGCACUUCAAACCGAUGCUACCAAUGGAGAGGAGAUUAAAGAGAGUGUCCGGAUUUUACUGGCUGCCCUUCCUGCAGAACCUAUUUCGUCCACAGACUUCAAGGAACAAGAGGGUAUAAUUUUCUACGUAGCUGGGUUUAUAUCAAGGUGCCUUUUGAAGGUUAAGAAGUGUGAAGAUUUUUAUGAAUUGGUUAUUCAAUCCCAAGGCCCGCCCUCCAUCCAGUUUGAAGAUGUCUUUGACAAUUGCUUAAGUGAUUUUAAAUUGGCUAGCAAGGAAUUCACCGAUCAAGUCAACCGAGGAGGCCUCAUGACACCAUCCGAUCUCAUCCAUAUGACCUGCCUCUGCUGUCUUCAAUUACAAUGCUUGAUUUUUGAUGACAAAGAAACCGAACAAUUAUUUUUGUCCAUGAGUGACCACAGGAUAGUUUUUGUUGAAGUUUUCAUGACUCGUGCCAUGGAAUGUCCUGUUGUGUUGUCGUGUUUAAACCAUUUUUGCAACCAAGGCCAUUGUUUCCUUGAUUUUAUCCCUAUGGUUGGGGAAAAGUUCUUUAAUGUUAUGAUAAAAAACAAGGUUACCAUGCUGAACGAUAAUAUUCACCUGGCUCGAAAAAGAUCAGGAAAAGCCUCUUCCAACAGAAGAAAAGUGGCAAAAUUAACAUCAAUGUGAGCAAUGCUGAUUGGUUUUCCUUAUUGUGCCCUACUAGCAAUAAAGCUUCAGUUUUUUUUUUUAAAUUU